AUGGAGCACUUAUUGGUAAAUUUUAACCUUGGUAAACUUAAACGUCCCUCCUAUUCUUAUUCGGUGCUGCUAGUUUCUAUUACUUUUUGCCAGUUAAUCAGUGCAAUUUUUUCAAAGUAUAAAUACAUUUUAGAAAAUAGGUAUUAAUAAAUCAUUGCCCAUCAUUACCCUAAUUUAUAAUAUUCCCAAAUCUCUGAAAUCGUCAAUUUAAUCAAAUAUACAGAUGUUAAUAGUAUAAUUUAAGAAAAUGAGAUCAUAAUAUAUAUAUUGUUUUGGUGGCUAACUACCUUAAGCAUAAUAACAUAUUUGCUCUAUGCAAUCUGCUAUUUUUAGGUUAAAUAUCAAAAAAAGUAGAAUUUAAUAGAUUAGUCCAGUGCUAAGAUGUUAGCCUAACUUUUAUUGAUUGACUAAUGGAUCACUUGCUAGCCAGCCUAGAUGGUUUAUUUUAACUUAGCCUACUGUUCAAUAAAUUAAAAUUAUUUGAAUAUUGGAAUAAGCAUUGAAGGUUAAUAAGUUUUAGGAGUUUUCUUAAUAUUUAUUAGAUUUAUUACUCAAAUAAUGAUCAUAUUAUUGUUCACAAAUCAUCAAAACAUUAAAAAAGAUGCUUUAUCUAGUGGAUCAAGAUUUAUAUUACUUUAUUUAGAAGUCUUUAGAGUCUUGUUGAACAUUUAGUUGGCCUUUCCGAUUUAGAAUUAGUAAUUUCAUGUAAAAUUUGAAAUUUUAUCAACAUGUCUGGCUAGUUUUCUAUUCAAGAUGAGCGAUUUUAAGAUGUUUAUUGCAAAUCAAUAUGUAAGGUAAGUGUUUAAAAUGUUCUCAUUCUCUUUAUUUGGCAUAUCUUUGGGAUUAACAAUAAAUUCAUUUUCAAUCCACUUUAAUAUUACUCAAAGUGAUAAUUCAAUUUCAUUUAGUAUAUUGAGUGUAAUUUCAAUCACAUGGAAGCAUCUUUGUUUACCAACUGUUACAGGCGAUCAUUUAAUACAAAAAAUAAUAAAUCUAAAAUCAGUUACAAAGUAGUUAAACACAUAGCAUCAAUUUGGUGAAGCUGAUUCAUAUUAUUUGGGAAUGCUAAUUCAACAUUUAUCUAAUACAUAUCUUUAGGAUAAAAAGGAAAGAUGCUUUUGUAAAAUGAGAAUGUUAUAUGAUCCAAAGUAACAUAAGGAAAUCAAACCAUCUUAAUUUUCUAUGCUUAGAUAGAAGAGUUUGUAUUUGAAAUAUCUAAUUAAAGCAUGGUAUGAAAUUUAUCUAUUUCAUCAUCCUCAAGAUGUAGACAUUAGAAUGAAUUAUGCUUUAUUUUUGUAUUACCAAAUGAACAAUCAAGUCUUAUCUUAUAUUUAGAUUAAAUUAACAAGCACUUACAAAAGGAAUCUACUUUAAUAGUUUGACAUAAAUAAAUUUUAACUUUAAUUCCAAAAUGAAAUUAUUGAUAAUAAUAGUUUAAGCUAUCAUAAUGAUUCAGAUUUCGAAUAUGUUAAUAAGAUGGAAUAAAUAAUUAAAUCUCUUGAACUCAACAUUUAGAAUUUUCUUGAUUUAAGUUUAAAGUUUUGGAGACAAGUAAACUAAAAAGUAAUUUAUGAAGACGAUCUUUGGAAUAUAAAUUAGGAUAUUUUGUUAACAAUUUCAUAAUCAAAUGACUUGUGGAAUUAAAUAAGUAAACACAAGAUAAUCAAUAGAGAUAAAGUUAUUGUUAAGAACUUUCUAAUAAGAAGACCAAAAUGGCAAUUCCUUUAUAAUUGGUAUUAUUUGUAUGUUCUAAACAAAAAAUUAAAGUAAAGCAUGUUAGACUAUUGUGAUUCUUAAAACAUGGUGCAAUAACCAAUUGAUGAAGAUUCAGGUUCAGAUAACUAAAACUAGAUUGAUUAGUUUUCUUUUCAAAAAGCCUUCAAUUACACAUCAGCCAUCUUUCACACUACGCAAUCUGGACAAAUAGUGAAUUUUAGUGAAUCUGCUUAUGAUAUUUUUGGAUUUUAAGAAUAUAAUAACAUCAAUCAAUUAUUACCUAAAACAUUUAUUAGAAAUCAUUAAUUUGCAAGUGAUCAAUUUAUUUAAACUGGUAAAAGCAAAUCAUUAUACAAAAAAAUUAAGAUCUUAGCUCUAAAUAAUGAUAAGUAUCUUAUGCCAUGCAAAAAGUACUUGAAAUUGCAUAUAAGUCAUCUCUCAUAAAUUGAAUACAUAUGCAUGAUUAGACCUAUUUAUAGGCAUUAAAGUGCCAGUUACAUUUUGGUAAACAGUGACUGGGAGAUAGAUUAUGUAUCUGAAUAAAUUGCAGAAUACUUUCAGCCUGGCAUAUGCUUAUUUAUACUCUGUCCAAAAUUGUUGAAGUAUUCAUAUUAUUCACAAUUUUUGACUGAAGAUGAUCUUAAAUUGUUUAAAUUAAAAAGAUCUAAAAAUGAAGAUAAUAAUUAGGACUCAAUAGUUGAUGCCAAAUUCACAAAUAGAAAAAUUACUAUUGCUCCCAGUAAUUACAAAGCCUUAUAUGUGGAACAAUCGUAACCCUAAGAUAUUGUUAGUAUGGUUUUAGAGGAUGAUAACAAGAAUGUAUAGGAAAGUCCUCUUUGGAUAAAUGAUGCUUUGAAUGAGGAUUUAUAGGAAGAGAAAGAUUAAUUGUUUAAAAGAUUUUAUAAGGUUGUAGAUGAAGAUCAUGUCAAAUUAACCUUUCGUUUACCAAAAAAGAUAAAAUAUUUGAUAGACGAUUAUACUGAAACUAAAUAAGAAAUACUAUUAAAUGGCCUAGAUCAAAUGACAAUUAAAUCAAAUAAAUUAAAAGAUGAGAGAAUUGUAAAAAGAAAUUCUAAUGGAAAACUCUAAAUUGAUAAGUAAGUACUAUUUUAUAAACUGUUUCAAUAUUAAGAGCACUACUAUGAGAAAUUAUAUAACCACUUUAAAACUAGUUUUUAGAAGUACUGCAUAACUAGUAGAAUGUUAAAGACAGUAAUCAAAAUUGAAGCAUCUAUACGGUUUACUAAAAAUACAAUCAUGGAUAAAUAUUAAAUCAUCAAAAUUAUUAAUCUCAAUGUGAUCGAAAGCUAAAUCUUAAAUAAGAAAGCCAAAGCUGUAAAUUUACUUAAUAGAAAAAACUAGAAAAUCAGUUAAUCAAGAUAAAGUAUUUUUUAAAAUCCUUAGCAAUUGCAGCAUUUUUAAUAAUUCUUAGAAUAGAACUAUCAAUAACAAGUUGAGCUAAAUUAUAAAAAAAUAACCCAUUCAAAUGUUUAAAAUUCAGAAGUGGAUUCAUAUAGAACUACGAAUAAGCCUUUGAUGCCUGAAGACCAAGUAGUAUUGGAUUUCAACGUUUAAUAAAUAACAUCCUUGAUUCUCAAGACCUCAAAUAAUAUUUUUAUUAAGGAAGAGAACAAUAAACCUGCUAAGCAUUAUACUUAAAUAAGCAUUUUAAAGAUUUUAAAUAGAAUAUUCAUUUUCUUUUUAAUCAUUUUUGACCUGAUAGUUUUAAACUAGGGUCCUAAUAUCAAUUAAUUAGACAUGGAUGAACUAGGGUUUUAAAGUGCAAAGAAGCACUAUGAUUUUAUCAAUAUAAUGAUUGAAUCAUAUGAUAAAUUGAUCAACACUUUUUAUUUUUAAAACAACCUCCUCAUUUAAUUUCAUAAUGAAUCUGAAUUCUAUCAAGACUUACAGAAAAGUUUUAAUGACUAAUUAUUUGAGAUUACGAAAUUAUAUUAAUAGCCUAGUUUUGUAUAGAAAAUCUACAAAUCAUAAAAUUACAAUGAAAAUCUAAAUAUUAUUGAUUUAAUAAACUAAUAUAAAUCUAAUAUAGGAAGUCUUUAAUAAAUAGAUUAUAACUACGACUUUGAGUAAUAAUUAGAAUUCUUCCGAACCAUAUUUAUUCCUUUUCUCUUUGAUUAUUAAAGUCGGAACAUUGAUGAAAUGAUUAGUCAUCUAAUUCAAAAUUACUAAACCCAAAAUUAUAUUUGUUCUACUGUUAUAAUGAUCUCUACAGGGAUAUUUGGAUUUUAUUUAGUUUCUAAUAUUUUCAAUCUUCUCAAACUUAUAACAUAAAGCUAAAAAGUUGCUAAGCAAUUAUCCUAUAUCGACAAAACAUAAAUCGAAGAAUCACUAAAAUUUUAUUCGAAUCUAAAAUUCUAAUUUUCAUGUAUUCGAAGUGCAAAUGGCCUAAUAUAAAACAAUUAUUUUUAAUCAACCAAUUAAACAAUCAUUAGAUAAGGAGAUGAAGAUGAAAAAAGCAGCUAUUUGAAGAGAUAAAAGUAAAAGCGAUAUGAAUGGUCCAAGAGAUGGAAAAAAAUAAAAAUUUUAAUGGUAUUAAAAUAUCUAUUAUUUAUGUCAAUCAUAUCAUUUCUAAGUUUUUUCUACUUUAUUUACAUUAUGGGAUUCAGUAAUUAGAUGUCUAAUAUAUUAAGUUCAAACUAUUUUACUAAACAAACAACACAAUUGUUAUCAUUGACUCUAUCUAAAGAAAUCUUUAUAUACACUUUCUUUAAUAAAUCCUAUAUAGAUAUCAAUAACUACAAAUAAAUUCAAGAAGGUUAUGUGGCAACUAAUGCUGAGUUACAAUCCUAGUUAUAUCAAACCAACAUUGAUGAAAUUGAUUAUAUUUUUAAUGGAGACUUAUGUACAACUAUAAACUAAAUUGUUAAUUUCUAAUAUUGCAAUACUUACUUAAAUGGGGCAUUAAACUAUGGUUUACAUUCGUAUAAUUUUUUACUUUCUUAAAUGGCUCAGCAGUUGCUGAAUCCAGCUGAGGAAGUUUAUGAUAAUACAACUGUCGAAAAGAUCUUCGAAUUUGAUUAAGUUAAUUAAUUUUAAAGAAUUGGAUAUGAACAGGCUUGGACAAUCCUAGGAUUAAGAUAUAGUUAAUCUAUUGUAGAAAGUUCGAAAUUAGAAAUAAUCUUUUUAUCAUGUUCCUUUUCUUUUACUUUACUGCUAUUCAUCUUUCUAUUUGAAAUAAGUUUUUCAAAUUAGAUGUUUCGAAUAAUUUUAGAUGUCCGUUGCUUCUACAAAAGAUACUUCUCCAAUAAUACCAUAGAUAGAUAUAAGAUUAUCAGAGCUUAACUCAUACAGUGUUAAAUAAUCAAUAAAUGA
Paramecium tetraurelia is the source of this 5049-nucleotide messenger RNA. RefSeq lists its product as uncharacterized. Lineage: Eukaryota; Ciliophora; Oligohymenophorea; Peniculida; Parameciidae. The transcript has 14 exons. The record is from RefSeq and is a predicted model, not a curated record.